AUGUUUGACUCUUGUAGAGUUGUAGUGAUACAACAAUGUAGUGAGAUUUUUGUUGACGAAGACAAAAAAGACACUACCGUCAAAAGAAUAUUACUUUCAGGUGAACCAGGCGUAGGGAAAACACUGUUCUCGCAGAAACUUCUUCGUGAUUUGUCUACCAAUUCCAUAACGAUCCCUGACAUUCAGUUUACUUACCUCAUAACGUUUAGACAAUUGAACAACUUACCAAACGAACAAACGUUGAACCUCGAAGAACUGCUGAACCUUUGCCCUUUAUUGAACGAUGGAACCAUGAUAGACGAGAAUGUGAUGGACUACAUUCUUCAGCAUCCAGAGCAAUUAUUGAUUGUUCUCGAUGGCUUUGACGAAUAUAAAGACCGAAACAAAAUACUCGGAGAUUUUGAAAGUCAAUUUCCUAAUGAUAGUAAACUAACCAAGAAGCCAGUAGCAGCUCUUCUAAGCAAACUAAUCAGAAAAAAAAUCUUGGMCGAUGCUGUCAUCAUGGUUACCUCCAGGCCGACCGAAGCGAACGCGUUAGACCAAGAAAUGCACCCUGACCACUAUGUCGAAAUUACAGGAUUCUCAGAACAACAGGUUAUUGAAUUUGUUGAGAAUUAUUUCAGUACAAAACCAGAAGAAGUAAAAUACAUGGCACUUAGCAAGGUUAAAGAAAGCGCGCACUACAUUUCAUUUGGUCGCGUCCCUUUCCGUUGUUUGUUGAUGUGUAUGCUCAUCGAGUGGAAAAUCRMAAAACACGAUAAUUCAUGUCCUCUCACACUUACAGAGUUKUAUUUUCAAGUAAUUCAAUGUAUAGAAAAGAAUUACAACAAAGCAAUACUUAGUYYAGAUGACAAAGCCGCUUCGUUGGCUGUUGACAAAACGCUCGAUAAUUUUUCAAAGCUAGCGGCACAUUUAGCUGAACAAAAUAGAUUUAGUUUUACCUUACAAGACUUAGAAAAUCUAAAAUUAUCAGAAAAUGAAUUAUUGUACAUAAAAUCUAGCAAUCUUAUAUUUUGUUAUCCUGUUUCAAGUAAUAAUUUGCCAUUUCAAAAGACAAUCUGUGUGGAAUAUAGCUUCACACACUUCACCAUUCAAGAGUUUUUUGUUGCUCGGUAUUUGGUGAAGAAAGGCGUAAUGGCGGCACAAAAAAGCACUGAAAUGGUGUACACAUUCAUGAGCGGUUUGUUAGGUUUAAAUGAUAAUAAUGAAUUAAUGCUAGAACUACUAGAGUGUCUAGGUAAACAUAUUAAAGAUGGAGGUAGACUAAGACUGGUGUCAUUGCGAUGCCUGCACGAGUUUGGUCUUGACAAAAGCUUGACAAAACAAGAACUGACUACAAAUCGUGAUGACAGAUACUGGUAUAGUUAUGGGGAGAUUGUAUUAGAAGAUGUAACCGACAUGGACUGUGCAGCAAUCGCUAUGUUAGUAGAAUCCACUGCUACAUCAAUAUCAUCACCACCACACAAAUUGCACAUUGUUAACUCAGGGAUUACCAUUACCGGGAUAAAGAGAUUGAUGUCAUCUCUCAUAGUUCCAAACUGCACAAUCACUGUACUUUUGCUGGAGUCUUGUGAUUUGAAUGAUGAACACGUAAAGUGCUUGUUUGAAAAAUUAUCAAAAACAAAAAUAACCACGCUAAGCCUGCAGGUUAAUGAAAUAACUGAUGAUGGAGUACAUCACAUCAUGAAAGACUUUCCCAGUAAUCUCACCGAGUUAAACCUGUCUUGGAAUAAAAUAACUGAUGGUGGAGUGGAUCACAUCAUGAAACAUUUACCCAGUAAUCUCACCAAGCUAGACCUGUAUCAUAAUAACAUAUCUGCUGAAUGUGAAGAAAAAACUAGACAAUUCUGUAGUGAUAAAUAUCCUGGUCUAUUGUUAUUAAUAUCGUAGAUAAUUUAAAGUUUGACUCUUGUAGAAUUUUAGUAAUACAAGUAACCCCAGCACAACAAAAA
This is a messenger RNA of Exaiptasia diaphana, 1952 nucleotides long. Its product is annotated as protein NLRC5-like. The transcript has 2 exons. The coding region runs from base 1 to 1890 and encodes 629 amino acids. Gene Ontology annotation, molecular function: protein binding. Lineage: Eukaryota; Metazoa; Cnidaria; Anthozoa; Actiniaria; Aiptasiidae. The record is from RefSeq and is a predicted model, not a curated record.